AUGGCAGCACCUAGCACGUUUGGAGAGUUAGGCCUCUCCAUUAUCGGCCUCGGAAUCGAGUACCCGCCUCAUUCACUUGACCACACUUCUGUACAUGUCCUCAGCGCGAGGUUCUACCCAGAUACACCAUCAAUGAAAAAGGUUCUUGGAAUCAACCAAUACACAGGCAUACAUACGCGGUCCUCCAUCGGCACUCCAGACCAACCGGUCGUUAAUCAACAGCAUGCGCCUUCAAUAGCAGAGCUCCACAAACUCUUUCAAUCAGAUGGGGUCCCUCUCGCGAUCCGGGCCGCUCGCAAAGCCCUCGCCGAGGCUAAAAUUGAUCCCCGUCAAAUAACCCACAUAGUCGCCACGACUUGUACAGACAGCGCAAAUCCAGGUUUCGACCACUUUGUCGCAAAAGGUCUCGGAAUUAAACAUGGCGUCGAGAAGGUUCUCUUACACGGGGUAGGAUGUAGCGGUGGUUUGGCGACUCUACGAACCGGCGCAAACCUGGCACUGGGACAUACAGCCCGAAAACUGCCUGCACGUAUCUUAUGUGUAGCCCUUGAGAUUAGCACCACCAUGGUGCGAAGCGAACUGGAUAGCAUCAACGCGAUGCAGGAAACGAGAAUAGGCGCAUGUCUGUUCUCGGACUGUGGGAGCGCAGCCGUCUUGAGUAAUGGCAUCGGAGAGCCUGCCGAGCCCAUCUACGACCUGCUUGGAUGGGACCAAAGAAUAAUACCAGAUACUGAGGAUGACUUAGGCUUCGACGUCGAUCCGGUCGGCUGGAAAGUUGUACUCACCCCACGAGUGCCAAAGCUCACCAGAGCCUCUAUGGCACCCACAUUCGAAGACCUCAAGGCAUCGCUGCCGCAUCUUCCUCCUGAUUACCAAAACGCAACUGAUUUCGACUGGGCCAUGCACCCAGGCGGUGCCGCCAUUCUUUCCGGCGCCGAGCAAGCCAUGGGCAUCUCUGCCGAACAUAUGCGAGCCAGUUACGACACCUACAUCAACCACGGAAACUCGAGCUCUGCCACCAUCUUCAGCGUCAUGGAUCGCCUGCGUUCUAAGGAGAUGGACGCCCUUGCCCCGGGAGGCCGGGUACGCGACUAUGUUGUCGGAUGUGCAUUUGGUCCUGGUAUAUCUGUUGAGAUGUGCAUGCUGAAGCGUAAUAUGGGCUACGGCACCAAGGUGGACGGGAUUCAGACACCACCACCCAAAACAUCACUCGAAACACCGCCCGAAACCAAGGUCGAGGUGAGUAAAGUCGGAGAUGGCGAGCGGGCCUCCGCGAUGAGCGGGUUUCCAGCCGGGAAGCAUUCGGUGAUGGACUCAUGGGACCAUGGUGCGGCGUCUGUGACCAUGUCAUUAGAGCCUCUGAGUCUAGAUUAG
This is a messenger RNA of Ilyonectria robusta, 1374 nucleotides long. RefSeq names its product thiolase-like protein. Gene Ontology annotation, molecular function: acyltransferase activity, transferring groups other than amino-acyl groups. Gene Ontology annotation, biological process: polyketide biosynthetic process. The coding region runs from base 1 to 1374 and encodes 457 amino acids. NCBI's taxonomy places the organism in Eukaryota, Fungi, Ascomycota, Sordariomycetes, Hypocreales, Nectriaceae. The transcript has 3 exons. The record is from RefSeq and is a predicted model, not a curated record.